AUGGAACAACUGCUAGAACGAUAUGAUGAAUUAAAGAAACUUAAUAUUGUGGAAUUAGAACAUGAUAAAUCAAUAACUCAUUUGCUGUACAUUGAUGGAUUCAAGUGGGAUGAUUUAGAUAAAAUUAAAUAAAUUAAUAAAAUAUCACAAUCUAAAAUAGAAAAGAGAAUUUCUCUUGUUUAAGAUGUAAUAAUUACAAUUAUAUAGUUUGGGUUAUUAAGGAAAGAUGUAGAACCAUAUGAAAAUAGCAAUAUGAAUUGUUAGAAUUUAAUCAAAGAUAUUGAUAUGCAUAUAAAUUCCAUUAUGUUUGAAAUAGAUAAAUUAGAAUAAUUAAAAUAGAAAUCAUAAAGAUUCUUACGAAUUCAAAGUUAACCAAACAUAAAACCAAAUACUGCACCAAUUGAUAAUAUGGCUUAAACAGGUGGAUUAUUAUCAAGUACAAGUGAUGGUUAAACAAAAAUGUAUCAAAGUAGUUUUUAGUUUUACCGAGCAUAAAGAGAUUAAUAAAUUUAAUCACAUAAUUAAAAAUGGAUAGAAAAAUAAUAUAAUAUAUAGAAAAAGUUAAUUGAAGAUGAAAAAGAAUUUUAAAAAUUCAGAUAUGAUAUAGAUGUUAAAUAAAAGAAGGCUGAAAUGAAUCUUGAAGAAUUUUAAUAAUGGUAAUCUAGAAUAUUGAAAGAAUAAGAGGAAGAUAAUUCAAAACGACUUUAAUUACAUAAAAUAAGAGUAUCAUAGGAUUAAAUGAAAAGAUAAGUUACUUUAGAAACAAAGAUGUCAAGAAAAGAAUUAUUAUUAUAAAAAUAGAUGUCAUUAUUAAAAGAUUUCCAAUAAUAAUAAAAAUAAUAGAAGGAAGAACAUUUUUAAAAGAUUUUACAUAAGUCUAUGGGAGCCUUAAAUGACAAAGACAAAUUUAAUACAAUAUAAAAAGAAUAAUCAGAAAAGAAAGAAUUAUAAAAUUUGCAUAAGUUAAAAUACAUAGAAGAAUCAAAAGAAUGGACUAAAUAAUAGUUGUAAAGAUAGAGUUAACUAAAAUAAAUAAAGAUUGAAAGAGCAAAUGUAAAAUUCCUUAUUAUUUUAAGUAAAUUCUAGUAAGUUAGGAUAUAUAAAGAAGAGAUAAAUUCGAAAAUAAAGAAAAGAAAAAGUUUGCUUAUAUUGAGAAAUAUAAUAAAGUUUUUGAGGAAUAUUAAAAUAAAAUCAAUAAAGAGAAAGAGGAUAAAAUUCAUUAAUUUUAAAUUGUAUUAAUUAAUUUUAUAGAAUUUAGAAUAAAGCAAUAGUAGAUGCUAGUAAAGAAUAAUUAAUUAAAUAUUAAUUUGAAAGAAAAUCUCAGAGUUAAGUUGAAGCAUAAAGAUUGAGGGAGAGAAGAAUAAGAAUAUUUUAAGAAGAGAAGGCUGGAGAACAUUUAAUGAAAUAAUUAGAGAUUAAUUAAAGAUUAAAUGAAAUCUAAUAAGAUUUAGAGAUGAAGAGAAGAAUGUAAGAAUUAAUAGAAGAAGAAUAAAAGUAAAGAAAGUUAAUGAUUGAGUAAUUAAUUUAAAUUUAUUAUAGAAAUGAUGAAAGAUAGAAUUUAAUAGAAAGAGAAAAAAAUAUCAGAAAAUUAGAAAUUGAAAAAGAGCUAAAAGAUAAAGAAAUGAAUUAGAUAAAGUAUUCUAAAUUUUGA
Molecule: messenger RNA, 1651 nt
Organism: Paramecium pentaurelia
Lineage: Eukaryota; Ciliophora; Oligohymenophorea; Peniculida; Parameciidae
Source: the annotation of a GenBank genome assembly